CGGCCCGCCAUCACCGCAAUUCUCACUAAGAGUCCUAGUGCCACAGACCAGGAGUUACAGAUUCGCCGGGUCCCAAUCUUAAACUUGGACUGGAUCCUGCGAAUCAGCUAUGAUCUUUAAGCACGGCACUACCUUCCUAUCUGGUAUUGGUCGCUUUUGAAUCAGGCCAGCAACCCAAACGACUCGCAGGAACGAGAAGCAUCGAGCUCUGGGGUAUUUAGUCCGAGUCUGUGGCGCAAAGUUUUCCCUACGAUCGUUACUGCUCGGGGAAUGGAUCACUACUUUCUCUGUCUCCUGAAACACCUGAAAACGGGCGGUGCUCUCACCUGGUGUAGUCAUCGAUUCUCGGCCAGGGGAUAUGGGCGACGCGCUUCACAGCGAUGGUCUUAGGUCAUAGAGACUCGCUUGCAGCUCCGAGUUUGAUGUCUUACUCGAGGACACCGAUGGGCUCAUAACGGGAAAUCGAAGACGUUCGCUCGACUGCGGCCGAAACGGUCUACAAGGGGACACCUCCCGCAGGGUCUUUUCUGGCCUUUGCGCCCUCGCUGCGCGUGUCGAUUCUGCCCUUACGAAGCUCGCUCCUCUGUUUACCUCGCCUCCUCCUUCCUUGUUCAUCUGUCUAUGGAGUUCUUCGUCUGUGACGCUGGCUCAGGCAACUGCGAUUCCACGUACGACAGGGACCAUGACGUAUUUGAUCCUGCUCAUGGAUCAACUCGUCGGACUGUGAGACUGCUUGCACCUCCGCAGAAUGCCCGAGGUCGUGCCGCGCACUGGACAUCAUUUGCCUGAAGUUUUCGGACAGGACGCGCGCUCUGAGGGGUUGUUCUCCUUUGGCGCUGUCCACAGCAUGUACUGUUGUUCUUCGUUCUUCUCAAACAUGACUUCGCCUACACGUUCUCUUCUAUGCAUCAGCGCAUCACCAUCGACGAUUGGUCUUAGACAGAUCUCGAGCUGGAUUGGGAUUGCUCAAAAACUUAGAGUAUCUCGGUACCAGACGAAGCCAUUUCGUUGCCUGCAGUCCCCAUUCCUUUCCAAGUCGAAAAUCUGGCCCGGCGCAACCAACGAACCCGCUCAGCCUCGAUGGCACAUCCGUUAUAACAUCCAUCCCUCCGCCCUCAGCAACUCCCCUUAUCCUAUCGAGUGGCAAGAUCAUACUUCUACGCGACCAGCACACCCCUCCGAAACCUCAGCAAUAUCGGACCAGAAGGAGCACACCUUCGUCCACAUCCCCCAAGAGUCUGCGCUGCUCACACCCCGGUACUGCUAGUCGGUCGCGCGCCAAGCAGAUCUGGUCAGGCACAUCUGACACGUACACAACAAACAGUCCGUGCCAUUUCACUUCAUCCAAGCACACACACCAGACCCAAGACCGCGAAUACUGUGACGCGUGUCUCACGAUCUAGUCCCAGGGCAACUCGCGCUGACGGCAUCAGAAGCGGGGGGGCUGCCCCAACCUCGAGUGCUUCGUCUGGAACCUACGCGUCCGGGCCGGGGAGUCUCCCCCCUCUCCCGUAGAUCUGCGAUGAGACUCGGGACGAGUGCAGGCUCCAGUGCCGGACAUGUGACAGGUGGGAUUUUCCGGGCGAGGGCCUGCGACAGCCUGCGACGCAGGGCGCAUAGCUCAUUUUCGAUAAGCGGGUCGCGCGGAAACAUUGAUGUAUCUUAUUGCUGAUCCUAUUGGCGAUUGGCGAUUGGCUGCUUGCCCCCGUCCCAAUAUUGUCGCUUUAGUCUCCAGUCAUUGCGUUCUGGCAAGACUAAUCAGUUCUGACGAGGAGUGGUUGUGGUCAAUGGCUGUGCGGUGAGCACCGGAACAACUUGCUCUCGACCAAUGCCAUAUGGGCUAUUUGCCGCGGCCUGAGCUCAGAAUAGGCCUUCUCCCAGUCUAUUUCGCAUAUUUCCCAGUGGCUCCCGAUAACUUCUCUCUGCUUUGUCUCGUGAACCGCCCAAUCCAGUAACCGAUUCCGGAUGACUGAGGGCACCGCGUGUGUCUUUCCUGCGUGCAUGGUACAUCUAUGACGGGGGGAGAGAAAUCCUGGCUGCGCAAUGCAUCUCUACGCUCUAACUGUGAUUCUCGCGUCCUGCGUGUCUGCGCAGGUCGCGUCCUUGGACAACACCCUCCUCGGCCUCACGCCCGACUCCUGGCCUCCCGGCCCCGGAGCUGCGCUCGUGCCCCAGCAGCCCGACCGCGAGCUCGCGGGGAUGAUGGCGCAGAUCGACCCCGCGCGCAUCGAGGCGAUCAUCACCAAGCUCGUGUCGUUUGGAACGCGCAACACGAUGUCGAACCAGACCGACCCUGUCCGUGGGAUCGGCGCGGCCCGCGACUGGAUCGCAGCGGAGAUGCGCAGCUUCGCGGCGACGUCGGGUGGGCGGAUGACGGUCGCUGUGCCGAGUUACAUCCAACAACCUACAGGCAGCAUCAUCCAGACGACCAAUAUCAGCAAUGUCGUCGCCACGCUCAAGGGCUCGAAAGACCCGAACCGCAUCUACGUCGUGUCCGGCCAUUAUGAUUCCCGUGUGACGAACAACUCGAACUUCUUGGAUGACUCUCCCGGAGCCGACGAUGACGGCUCCGGCGUCGCUGUGGCCAUGGAGCUGGCUAGAGUGAUGGCGAGCCACAGCCCCGCUGCGACCAUCAUGUUCGCCGCCGUGGCUGGCGAGGAGCAAGGGCUGUUUGGCUCGGCGUUCAUGGCUGCCACACUCGCCAACGCAAGUGCCGAUGUCCAGGGUAUGCUCAAUAACGACAUCGUGGGCAGCUCGACGGGAGAUGACGGUACCCGUGAUCCAUUCAACAUUCGCAUGUUCGCGCAGGGUAUCCCAAACACAGAGACUCUCGCCACGAUCGAUCGCCGAAUCAGCUCGGGUGCGGAGAACGACUCGCCGAUCCGCCAGCUCGGGAGAUUCGUGGUCGAAGUGGCUUCGAACGCGAUCACUCAAAUGAACGUACAGAUGAUCUACCGCCCCGACCGGUUCCUGCGCGGCGGGGACCACGAGUCGUUCAUCGCGCACGGCUACCCCGCUGUACGAUUCACCGAGCCGCACGAGAACUUCGCGCACCAGCACCAGGACGUCCGCGUCGUGAACGGUGUGCAGUUCGGGGAUCUGAUCGAGUUCUGCGACUUCGAGUUCAACGCGCGCGUCGCCAAGGUCAACGGGGUGGCCCUCUGGUCGCUCGCGCAGGCGCCGGGGACGCCGAAGGGGCUGACCCUUGACACGAGUGUGCUGACGAACAACUCGACGCUCCGGUGGACGCCGGAUGCCGCUGCUGCUGGCUACGAGGUUGUCUGGAGAGCCACUGAGGAGCCGCUUUGGACCCACGUUGUUCCUGUCGGCAACGUGUCUUCGACGACAGUCUUGCUCUCCAAGGAUAAUGUGCAGUUUGGGGUGCGUGCGGUGGGAGCCAAUGGCUUCAAGAGCCCGGCUGCUUUCCCCUUUAGCGGGUGAAACAGUAGCGUAGUAGUAGUCGGAUUGCAAUGCCUGUUCAAAUCUAAGCACAUACACGAUUCAGACAGUGUUCUCCCCCAACGCUUAGUCUUUGGAUCGUGAUCUCUG
Messenger RNA from Mycena citricolor, 3549 nucleotides. The record is from the annotation of a GenBank genome assembly. Lineage: Eukaryota; Fungi; Basidiomycota; Agaricomycetes; Agaricales; Mycenaceae.